Messenger RNA from Sardina pilchardus (European sardine), 7038 nucleotides. RefSeq names its product SMC5-SMC6 complex localization factor 2 (gene slf2). The coding region runs from base 108 to 5891 and encodes 1927 amino acids. The transcript is spliced from 22 exons. NCBI's taxonomy places the organism in Eukaryota, Metazoa, Chordata, Actinopteri, Clupeiformes, Clupeidae. The record is from RefSeq and is a predicted model, not a curated record.
CUUCGAUAAAACAUUUUAAUGUCUAUGGAUAAAACCAGAGAAUUUCAAAUACGAAAGUUUCACAUAGAAAGAUUUUGGCAUCUUUUUGUUAUGAAUCCCUGCAACAGAUGGCUGACACUGAUAAUCACUCUUUACAUGCCCACAAGUCUAGAAUCAGCAGUAGCCUCAAACAGCACAUCAUUUCUAUGGUGAAGGACAUUAUCCCUCUUGGCACCCAGAGACGAACCAGUGCUGAUGAUGGCAGCCAGCAUAUUGCCCUCUCUAAACCAGAGGCGCGAUCAAGGUCUCGAGGUCCAACCCCCAGUCUCCUGACCCCCUGUCCAACCAGAUCCGCAGACCCUACACCCCCAGAAGAGUCCAACUCCAGGAGCAGGAUGGGACCCCCAUUUACACGUAAAGCUAGCCAGUCAGAUGGCAACAUGUCCCUGAGGAGCUCUGUGAACCGGCUCAGUAGGUCUGCCAGGCGCAGUACUCUCACACCUGACCCCAAGAAGCAGCAUUCUCCCACGGCCAUCAAGAGGGUUCCUGUUAUGAUGGGACCCUCUCGUAACACCAGCAGUGAGCGUAAAAGUUCUGAGGCUUCACCAAGAAAAAGUUCGACGGUCCCUGCCCGCAAAUUGUCCUUUGUUAGUCCCAAAAAGGAUCUCCAGAAAGCAUCUGGCAGCAAGACUGACCAGACCCCCUCUCAUAUGGAGACACUACAGAAGAUGCUAAGAGAUGGGCGCAUCCAGCAGCCCCGCAUAUGCCUGAAACGGCUCAGGGAAUGUGACAUCGAGAGCCUGCAUGAAGUUAAACGGCCGUGCCUGAAUGAUGACCAGCAGGCGCAUGUCCAAACACACAAGCCUGUAAAUCCUGGACGGAAAGAUACCCUCUCACCUCCACUUACUCCAUCCAAGACUGUUUGCACAUCCUCCAACUCCACAUCGCCUCAGAAGACAAAAGAACCAUCUAUAUCAGCAAACUCCACACAGCCUGAGUGUACAUUGACCCACACAUCCACAGAUGUGACAGCGUCCACACAGCCUAAGCGUAUAUCGACAAAUGCGUGUACAAACGCCACUCAGUCUGAGGAUAAACAGGCACACACACCUAUAACCGCAAACUCCGAGUGUAAGUUGACACACUCGUGUGCAGACCCCACACAGUCUGAAACUAAGCCGGAGUUCACAUCUAAAAAGUCAACACAGCCUGACACGACACCCAGUCACACACCCACUGACUCUGUCCAGUCAAAACAGACAGCCACCUCUGCAAAUAAAAGCCAGCCAACUUCGAAACCAACAUAUGCAUCAGCAGAUACCACAAAACCUGCAUCUGUAAUGGCCCACAGAACCACAAACGUUACUCAUCCUUCCUCCAGGCCUAUUCCCAGGCCUGUACACUCUCCUUCACGUCCCUACCCUAAUCAAGAACACCCCCCCAGACCUUUGCAGCCUAGUCACACAUUUGCGCAAUCUACUCUGUCUACUUCUAGACAGACCAUUGUGGUGCCACGCCGGACACAGGCUGACCCCAGAGUAACAUUUGGGCCAACACAUCCUGGUGCCAACUCUACUUCCGGACGUAUGCACACACCCAGACCUAGACCCUUGCUGCCUUCUCCAACGCUUGUACCCUUGCUCCCCCGCGGCUCUGCUCCUGCUUUUCAGACACCCAUGCACUCUCUCACUCCUAGGGGAGCACUCAGACACCCCAGCUCCACUUCUCAUAUGCAUUCCCAACACACCCACCCACCGUCCAUUUACAGUCGCCCGUUUACACCGGGGAAUGCCCGUGUGGCCUCAAACCCGGGCCCUAGAGCAAACCCAGCCCCUAGAGCGUGUUUCAAUCUCACACCUCUUAACUCCAACAGCCAUGCACCCCUAAGACCAGUGCCCAAGCUUGUACGAUUGCAGAUGCAGUCAUCCAACAGCACACCCACAAAUUCUGUUUCAAAGCCCACACAUGGUCAGACACCUGGCAAUGCAGUGACAAAGCCUUCAAUCACCAUCACAAAGCUUAUGUCUACACUUACAAAAACAUCCACACCUACAAGCACAUCUGCUGCCACAGGUUCUCACACACCCAUGAAACCUGUGGCAGCACUUAACAAAACGCCCAUAACUACAUACACUGUAUCUGGAGCCACAGAUUCCCUCACACCAGCAAAACCUACAUCUGCAUUUGCUAAACCCCCCGUUACAAACUCUGUAUCGAGACCUACAGAAUCUCCAACACCCAAAAGACCUGUGUCUUUACCCACAAAUCCUUUGCCUGCGCCCAGAAAUGCGACCCCAAACCCUGCGUACACACGUCCCCCUAUCCACCCUUUUUUCCAACCCAGACAGAGGACUGGACCUCCCCUCAGACACCCGGCACCCAGCCCUCCUAGGCUCCCUGAUGCCAAGCAGCCUUGUGUUUCCUCCCCUUUUCCCGCCACCAAUCGGGAUACCCCGCCAAAGUAUGUCCAGCGUGCCUUUAUGAGGCGCAGCCAAGAGGGCACAGUGAUGCUGAGGGGGAAAUGUUCGCCUAGAGUGCUUCUGUCUGAGCCAUCGCCCUCCUCCUCCUCGUCUGCUUCUUCUUCCUCGUCUUUAGCGGCUACAACUGUGAAGAGUUCGGCAAGGAAGCUCUUUCCUGAGGCCGACAGCCAGCUUGCCCCGACAAGACAGACCAGCGUGAGCAGCGGGCCACUGUCCAGCCCUGUCGACCCCCUGAAGCCAUUUCCCACCCUUUCCGAGACCGGUCCCCCUGCCUCUGGCCCUUUCCAGACUCCUCGGUCCCCCUCUCCGUUAAUGGACAACCUGGACGAGAUUCUCACCCCAGACUCUCUACCCACAUCAACUGGCAUGGACAUUGACAUGGCCUCCCCUGAAGCUAGUCAAGGCUCACCCUCUCACUCACCCUCUCCCUCUCCCUCACACACUGGCACCUUGUUAGCACAGCUUGAUGAGACUGAUAUGGUGUUGGAUGAGCCCGGUAUACAAAACCCUGACAUUCGCGCCUUAAAAGUGGAACCUGACACAAAUCCAUCAAAGGUCUGCACCAAUCAGGAUUCGUUUAGCAUGCCGCAAGUCUUGCCCCGAAGGCCUAGCCCGGCGGGCAGCCCUGAGGUGGUGUGGUUGGACCCUCUAGAGGACGACCUGGGAUUUGAUGCUGGACUGGACUGUGCCCUGAGUGACACGAGCAGCAGUGAGGACGAGAAGCUCUUGUCCCUGCAGGAGAUCAUGGAGCGCAGUGCUCGCCCGCCACCCACACCUGACAAGGAUGCCUUCCCUGAGCCAAGCACACCUGUGGCAGCCAAAGCUCCUGUGGAGCUGAUCAAAGUCAAGCCUGUACGAUACCACAACACAUUGGACGAGAUGCUGAUUGAGAGGAACCGGAAUCAGAAGUCAAAGGAGCUGGAGGAAAAGCUGCUGCAGGGCUGUCGGGAGGACCUGCUGAUGGAAGAGGAGGUGGAGGAGGCGGAGAAAGACGAAGAGGACAUCUCUCAGGAACAACAUAAUUUUGUCCAGCGGUACACACUGACUGCUAGCACCAUCAGGGACCUGCACCCUGGAGAGGAGCUCUUCUCUCUGGCCAGCUUCGGCCGACUCUUCACCCAGGACAAUCUGCAUCUACCACAGGGCAUUACCCCCAAGAACACAGCCCAGCGCUGCCUCUUCAGGGCCAGUCCUAAUCAAGCUCUCCUGCUGGUUCGGGCAGGACUGCUGAAGACGGCGUAUGCCGCUAGUCCCUGUCAGCCUGAGAUCUCCCGCUGGCUCCUUCAGAUGAUGUCGGUGCAUUCGAACCCCUGCAUGUCAGCGCAGAUCCUGCACUCUCUGAAACACCUUGCCCUUAUAGCUGGCCUAAAGAUUGCAGAGAGCCAGGACCCCAAGUUCCAGGUGUGGGUCCCCAGCAUGCAGGACGUGGUGUUGGUCUUCCUCAACAUGGGCGUCCCCUUCAUCAGCAUGUUCCCUCUGGAGAUGCUGCAGCCGACCUUCACCGAGGCUGACCUCCUUGGGAGCACUGUGAUUGGCCCUGAGGGUGUGUCGAGUGGGAGUGAACACGCCAGUUUUCCAGAACACAACUUCGACAAUGUGAUCAAGUAUCUGAGUGUGUGUGCGGCGCUGUGUCCACGGGCCUACUCGGACCGCGAGCUGGUGCUGCUGCUGACGCUGGUGUGUCUGCUCAGCCUGGACACCCACCUGCAGCUGCUGCCCACUGCCAACCUGUCCAACCUCAUGCUCCACCUCAUCAACAACAUCACCGACUGGGACACACAGAUGCCUCUGGUGUGCCGGGCUCUGACUGACUUGACCGAUGACCACCACAACUUGAGACGCCUGGUGCAGCUACUGCCUCCCAACAAUCGGGGGAGGCAACUCAGGAGACACCUAAGCUUAUCAAUCAUCUCUAAACUGCUCAACCAGAGGUGCACGUACAAGCCUGUCAGCACCGAGUUCAAGCUGUCUGAGCUUCGCCGGUACGUGCCGCACAUGACACCAUCUCAACUGAAGAAGAAGCACAUGGCUAAGAGGCCGGACCUGAAGCAGGACGAGGCUGUGCAGGACCAGCAGGCAUAUUACCUCUGCUAUAGCCUCUUGGAUUUGACCAAUGAAGCUUCCAAUUACGAGUUUUUGCACCAAGACCAGAAGAACCAGCUGAAACAUCUGUCCGCACAACUGGAAAAACAUGUGAAAUGUGACAUCCGUGAGAGUGAGAAGUGUCUUUAUAGGAGUAAGGUGAAGGACUAUGUUGCGAGAAUAUACACAAGGUGGCAGGUUCUACUGCAGAGAACACGGCCUGCGCAGGGGAAGCUGUAUGACUUUUGGGAGCCUCUAUCUGAGGAUGCACUGAGCGGCAGCCAGGAGGAGCAACAGGACUUGAGAAGACCUCAGCUGCAGCAGGAGGUGCAGCAGGAGCAGAGAAGAUCUCCGCUGCAAGAGGAGGUGCAACAGGAGCAGAGAAGAUCUCCGCUGCAAGAGGAGGCGCAGCAGGAGCAGCAGAAGGGCAAGGAGAAUGUGGCCCAAGAGCCAAAGGAGAAUGUGGCCCUCGAGGAACCUGAGGUCACAGGGGAGGAAGAGAUGGGAGAGGAGAGCUCAGGAGACGAGACCGUGAUUGAGGAUGAGACUGUGAUGGAGGAGCAGCCAGAGGAGGUGGAGAAGGAGGGAAAUGGGGAGAAGAGUCUGUCAAAACAGGAGCCAGACAAGGCAGAGGGACCUCCAACAGGGGAGGAGGGAUUGUCAGUGCAAGAGGAGGGGGUGCAUGCAGAGCAGGAGACUGACAAGAAGGAGAGACUGGAAACUCAGGAAGGGGUGGACAAGGUGGAGGUGCAGCCAACAGAAGGGGAGGGGUCGCCAGUACAAGGAAAUGAGGAGCCAGAGAAGAGGGGGGAGCUGCCACUGAAGGAGGGCGAGGAGCUUGCCAUGGAGGAAGAGUCAACAAGAGAGGACGGACUGCCUGCAAAGGAGGCACGAGCGGAGGAGGACAAGAUGCCCGUCAUGGAGGAGUCAACUAGCACAGAAGAGCACCUAGAGAAGCAGACAGAGAUGGAGGAGUCAACUAGCACAGAGGAGCACCUAGAGAAGCAGGCAGAGAUGGAGGAGGUUGAGAUGGAAGUGGAGGUGCCUGAGGAGCAGGAGCAAGAGAUGGAGGCCGGAGAGCAGGCAGCAAGCAGCAGAGAAGGGGUGGACGUGGAGGAGAUGGAAAUGAAGGAGACCCAGACAGAGUCUCCGAAAAAUAAUGGGCCUGAUACAGAGGAGCCAAUGAGCGAGGUGGAAACGGCGGAAGGGGAAAGAUCCGUUGGGGAAGGCAAGCCGGGCCUGGAAUCUGGAGAAAAGACAUUGGAUGCUGGAGUGAGUAAGAGUCAGGUGAUGGACGAGGACACACACCGAGGAUCAGGGGAGAUGCGAGGGACAUGCUCUCUCACCUAAAACUUGGCCUCUGUGUCUGUGUCUGUGUCUGUGUCUGUGUGUGUGUGCGUGUGUGUGUGUGUGUGUGUCUGUGUUGACUAGCACAAUAAGCUCAGGGAAAGCUCUCCUCUCUCCUCUCCUCUGGGGAGUUGGUCAAGUUAUGUUAGGUGGUUUAAGUGCUUCAUGGGUACAGUCACAGCAUUUGCGACAGGACAUUUACAUUUGCACAAAUGCAGUCCAGUUGUUUUGAUCUUUUAUUGGAAAGCCACACGUUUUUGUGCACAUGUCACACAUGUAGUGUACAUGGUAGUAAUUAACUUGACAAAGAAAUGCACUAUUUUUAGCUUCUAAAACUCCACAGGUCAUGGAGAACUAAGAAACCAAAAAAAUGGAAUUAGAUUUGUUUUAACAUUCAUAAAGCCAGCCUAACGUUUCAAAAUAGAUCAUUCCAAACCUGGAUUGAGAUAAAUCUUGUUUCUGUUAAAUGUUCAUUACAAUAUACCUGUCCUUCAGAGUGCCGUAUAUUUCAUUUUGGCUGCUCCCUUUCGUGUCUUCUCACUUUCUGGAUGAUACAAGGGGAAACAUAAGCCGUUUUGUUGGAAAGUGGCAGAGAAAGGAUCUCUGUGCCCUCCAAAUCAUAAUUUACACCUCUUUACAAAAAGCCAAUUCACUGCCUCAGCUCAGUGAACGCCACCACAGCGCUUGGUUUUGGUACUGUUAGUACGGCAGUGUGAAUGUCCCCAAAGAGAAUUAUCAGCGUGCUGUUAGCGCAGUUCUAUUCUGUGGUACUCUCUGGAUGCUGUGGGACAGAUGCAGACCAUAAUAUGCCCACUGGACUUCCUAUGCGAAACUUCCUUGGUUGAUUGAUUGUGCAUUUUUAAGGCUGCAGGUUUAAAAGAAAUCUAAGUUUUCCAGCCUUCUCUUCUGUUUUUUUUUUUUUAAAAGAAGAAAUUAUAUGUGAAAAAAUUAUAUGCGACUUUUGAUAAAAUUGGUCAAUUGGUGUUUACUCUAGAGGCCAGUUAUCUUUUACUUUGUAAUUAAUGUAUGAAAACAACUGCAAAAAUGUGUACAUAUUUCGUUUUUUCUUUAUUGGAAGAGGGGUACUUUAAUAUUUCAUAUUCUUUGUUUAAAUGUAAUGAUUGAAAAAUAAAGUAGGAUAUACAUUGUU